Messenger RNA from Sitophilus oryzae (rice weevil), 531 nucleotides. RefSeq lists its product as uncharacterized. Lineage: Eukaryota; Metazoa; Arthropoda; Insecta; Coleoptera; Curculionidae. The coding region runs from base 1 to 531 and encodes 176 amino acids. The record is from RefSeq and is a predicted model, not a curated record. The transcript has a single exon.
AUGACCGCAGGCAAGGCCGCUAAAGGUGUCGCAGCACUGAGUAGACUUAUGGCCAACACGAUUGGACCCAAGUCAAGUAAACGGCGAUUAUUGAUGUCGACUGUUCAAUCGGUUCUUCUAUAUGGCGCUGAGAUUUGGGCAGUAGUUCUAUCGAAGGAAAAAUAUAGAAAACGUUUGGCCCAAGUGCAGAGACAGGCAGCACUCAGAGUAGCUUCAUCUUACCGCACAGUUUCCGAACCUGCAGUGCUGGUUAUCGCAGGGAUAGCACCUAUAGCUCUACUUGCCAGAGAACGGUAUGCCAUAUACCAAAGAAUAACCGAAUUGAACCAAAAAGAAGUUAAAAAGGAGGAAAUCAACAGGACUUAUGAAGCAUGGCAGAGAUUAUGGGAACAGGAGAGUAGGGGUCGCUGGACUGCGCGACUUAUUAAAUCGGUGAAAACCUGGACACAAAGGGAACACGGGGAAAUAAAUUAUUACUUGACCCAGUUUCUAGCGGCCACGGCUAUUUUUUAUCGUAUCUUGAAAAAAUGA